AGAAAAGUUAUGAAAAGGAGUUUCUGUAUUUAAACAAAGAAUAUGUGCAUAGAAGGGCAUUGUUCAAUCAUGGCUUCUCUAAUCAUCAAGGCGGUGUUAGCAUAUCUAUUUCUGCUCGAAGUCUCAUUUCUUAACUCUGUUUUGGCAAAAUCUGAUACAUAUAUUAUUCACAUGGACUUAUCAGCCAUGCCUAAAGCAUUUUCUGAUCACCAUAACUGGUAUCUAGCCACUAUUUCUGCUGUAUCAGAUACUUCAAAGGCAGCUGUAACCCCCGCCUCUAAGCACAUUUAUACUUACACAAGUUCUGUCCAUGGUUUUAGUGCUAGUCUCACCAAUUCUGAACUUGAGUCUCUCAAGAAAUACCCUGGUUAUAUUUCUUCUACCCGAGAUCGUCCUCUCAAAGUCCACACAACCCACACAUCCCAGUUUCUUGGCCUAAGUUCUGUUUCUGGUGCUUGGCCGGCUACGAGUUAUGGUGAAGAUGUCAUCAUCGGAUUGGUUGACACUGGAAUUUGGCCAGAAAGUCAGAGCUUUAGUGAUGUAGGAAUGAGUUCAAUUCCCUCCAGAUGGAGAGGGAAAUGUUCUUCAGGUACCCAUUUUAAUUCUUCCUUGUGCAAUAAGAAACUCAUCGGUGCUCACUUUUUCAACAAGGGUCUACUUGCAAACAAUCCAAAGUUGAAAAUCUCAGUGAACUCUCCUAGAGAUACAAAUGGACAUGGAACGCAUACUGCAUCAAUUGCUGCAGGAAACUAUGUGAAAGGAGCUUCUUAUUUUGGUUAUGCCAAUGGUGACGCUAGAGGUACGGCUCCACGGGCUAGGAUAGCCAUGUAUAAAGCACUUUGGAGAUAUGGGGUUUAUGAAUCUGAUGUUCUUGCCGCAAUAGACCAAGCAAUUCAAGAUGGGGUGGAUGUAUUGUCCUUAUCUUUGGCCAUAGCCACAGAUAAUGUAUUUAUGGAAGAUGAUCCAAUUGCAAUAGCAACUUUUGCAGCUAUGAAAAAGGGCAUUUUUGUAGCAGCAUCAGCUGGAAAUGAUGGCCCUGCGUAUUGGACAUUAGUCAAUGGAGCUCCAUGGCUUCUAACAGUUGGUGCAGGUACUAUAGACCGUGAAUUUAAAGGAAUUUUAACUUUAGGUGAUGGGAAGAGGAUCAGCUUCAACACGUUGUAUCCAGGAAAAUCUUCUUUAAGCGAAAUACCUCUUGUUUUUCUGAAUGGAUGUGAGAAUAUGCAGGAAAUGGAGAAAUAUAAGAACAGGAUUGUUGUGUGCAAGGACAAUCUGAGUAUCAGUGAUCAAGUUCAAAAUGCAGCUAAAGCGAGGGUUUCAGGUGCUAUUUUCAUUACCGACAUUACCCUAUCAGAGUACUACACUCGAAGCUCAUAUCCAGCAGCAUUUAUCGGUCUAAAAGAUGGCCAAAGUGUAGUAGAAUAUAUACGAAGCAGCAAUAAUCCCAUAGGAAAUUUGCAAUUUCAAAAGACGGUUCUUGGCACAAAACCAGCACCAAAGGUGGAUAGCUACAGCUCAAGAGGGCCAUUUACAAGCUGCCAAUAUGUUCUAAAGCCAGACAUUCUGGCCCCUGGCUCAUUAGUCCUGGCGUCAUGGUCUCCUAUGAGUUCAGUAACCGAAGUUCGAUCGCAUCCAAUAUUUAGCAAAUUCAACCUUUUAUCAGGCACAUCAAUGGCAACCCCUCAUGUUGCAGGUAUUGCUGCACUUAUUAAAAAGGCACACCCUGAUUGGAGCCCUGCAGCCAUUAGGUCCGCCCUUAUGACCACAUCAAAUUCACUAGACAACACUCGAACCCCUAUUAAAGAUGCUUCAAAUCAUGAUUUACCAGCCAAUCCUCUAGACAUAGGAGCAGGUCAUGUUGAUCCUAACAAGUCACUUGAUCCAGGGCUUAUUUAUGAUGCAACAGCAGAUGACUACAUGAAGCUUCUUUGUGCAAUGAAUUACACAAAGAAACAAAUACAAAUCAUAACAAGAUCCAACCCCAACUGUGUAAACAAGUCUUUGGAUCUUAAUUAUCCAUCUUUCAUUGCUUAUUUUAAUAACGAUGACUCGGAUUUGAAUGAGAAAGUGGUACGCGAAUUUCGAAGAACUUUAACUAAUGUUGGAAUGGGAAUGUCAAGCUAUAGUGCAAAGGUGACACCAAUGUAUGGGGUAAGGGCGACUGUGGAACCAAAAGAAUUGGUAUUCAGGAACAAGUAUGAGAAGCUGAGCUACAAACUUACUUUGGAGGGUCCAAAAAUAUUGGAAGAAAUGGUGGUCCAUGGAUCAUUGAGCUGGGUUCACGAUGAAGGUAAAUAUGUCGUUACAAGCCCUAUAGUAGCUACAAGCCUAGUCCCAGAUUCCUCUUGACUAUAGAAAUGUGUAGCCAGUUGUGAUUGUAUUGCUAUUUACUAAGUGCAAUCAUGUGCAUCUAAUUAUUAUAUUCUUCCUUUCAAUUUCCCAUUCUUUUACUUA
Ricinus communis (castor bean) is the source of this 2454-nucleotide messenger RNA. Its product is annotated as subtilisin-like protease SBT1.9. The transcript has a single exon. The coding region runs from base 43 to 2349 and encodes 768 amino acids. Gene Ontology annotation, biological process: proteolysis. Gene Ontology annotation, molecular function: serine-type endopeptidase activity. NCBI's taxonomy places the organism in Eukaryota, Viridiplantae, Streptophyta, Magnoliopsida, Malpighiales, Euphorbiaceae. The record is from RefSeq and is a predicted model, not a curated record.